Molecule: messenger RNA, 1631 nt
Organism: Ostreobium quekettii
Lineage: Eukaryota; Viridiplantae; Chlorophyta; Ulvophyceae; Bryopsidales; Ostreobiaceae
Source: the annotation of a GenBank genome assembly
AUGGUCGCCGACCCGUCGACCGCGCAGGUUGGCUCGUCGCCCUUCACCACCGUCAGGGAGGGCUACGUGUGGCGGGGCAGCGACGUGGUCGACAACAUCGUGAACAAGCGCUACGCGAAACUCCUCUCCGAUGUCCUGGUCACUUUCCGCAGGGAGACGGACACCGAGCCCACCAAGGCGUGGCCGCUGUAUCGGGCCUGCGACCUGACGUCCAUCGAGAAGAGGGAGCUCAUGUUCUGCAAGAAGGGGUACAACAACGUGGUGGCGUGGCUCGGCGGCAAGUUCGAGAGGAUGGACGGGUUCGCGUUCACCGUGACGUGGCUGAAGCCGACGAUGAUGAAGGACACGAAAUUGCUGCUGGGGUUCGACAACGAGCGCGACGCGAUCGCCUGGCACGCGGCGCUCACCAGCGUCGUGGAGAGGCUGGGUCCGGAGGUCGCGGGUCUGCCGGAGCAGGAGGCGGUCGCCUGGAGGACCACGGCGCCGGAGGAGGACCUCGCGGUGCACCAGCCAAGGCGACACGCGCCGCGAGAGGACUCCGUCAAGGGACUUUAUGAGCAAGUAGAAGUCGGCACGGCAACAGAAGAACUUGAAGGGUUUGAUUCGGUGGGCAGCAUAGAUACCUGUGAGCCAGCGGUGUUUCCAUCAGGAAGUUGGAGUGCCCUCAAAUUUUCGAAUGGGACAUCUGUCUUCCAUGAAGAUGAUGAAACAGGAGGGGCAUACAUGGUGUCCUGUGUUGUGCGUGCCCCACCCAAAGCCUGCCUGGAGGCUUUGGGAUCUGGCAGUUUCCUCAUCUCAGGCUCUGAUAGAGAGGUGCUGAAGAGCGAUGGUGACUUGGAGGUGUUUCGCCUCAAGAUACAUCCCUCGGGCUUUGCUUCUUGGUUUCUUGCAACUCGGGAGCUGACAAUUGAGCGCACCUGGCGUGAAGAAGAAGAUGGAACAUUUGUUGUUCUGUUCAAGACCACAGAAGACUUUGCAAAUGAGGCAGAAAGUAGUCAGAUAGGCAUCUAUGACUGGUGGUCCAAACCUGUCAAGGCUCACAUUCCGGCAGCAGGGUUUACCAUAAGUCCGCUGCGCGAUGAGUUUCUGAGUGGCUCAGGGCCAUCACCUGAGUCACUGGUAACAUUGGUGCUGAAGAUUGAUCUGGGUGGAGUCUGUCAUGCAGCAAGCCUCUUGAAACCAUUGGUAGAUAUGUUUGGCAUCACACAAAGAUGGGUGGAGCAGCUUCUGAUGACUGUUGUUGUGCUACGGGAUUCUGUGGAGCAGAGCAAGUUUACUGUGUCUUUGUCAGCCUCGAGUUCAACACGUUGGGGACCCAAACUGUCACGGUCGACAACAGGGCUGCUUGGCUGGGGGAGUGAGCACAAGAAAGAGGAAGGGGAGACUCUGGUGGGAAAUGAUUCUGCCACAGACACAGCGCCGAUCGAUAAUUUCAAGCCCUCAGAUGGAGUGCUGAGUAGGACAUAUUGGUCCAAUCCUGGACCGUCGACCUUCCGUGUUCGUGGGCCUGACUACCUCCAGGACAGAAAAAAGAUUCCUGCAGGAGAUCCAAAGUUCGAGCUGGAUUGGGUGUAUUUGGUGAAGCUCGACAAACCAACCAAGGACAUUGCGAGGUUCCUGCCAGCUGCGAG